UAACACUCUUCCCCCUCCAGUAUAUGCUCAACCAAUCAGGAGUUUCCAACCGAGAAUCGCAUAGCAUAAAAAGUGGAAGACAGACGCGCUGGAGCGCAUUUUACGUUUUACAAUUACGUUGAACGCGUCGUUGAAAGUUCUUAGUUUCGAUUAGAAUACAAUGGCUCGUACCAAACAAACCGCACGUAAAUCAACUGGUGGAAAGGCGCCACGUAAACAAUUGGCGACUAAAGCUGCUCGUAAGAGUGCUCCUGCUACUGGUGGAGUGAAGAAACCUCAUCGUUACAGGCCUGGAACUGUAGCGCUUCGUGAAAUUCGACGAUAUCAAAAAAGCACUGAACUUCUAAUCCGAAAAUUGCCAUUUCAACGUUUAGUUCGUGAAAUUGCUCAAGAUUUCAAGACAGAUUUAAGAUUCCAGAGUUCUGCUGUCAUGGCUCUCCAAGAAGCUAGCGAAGCUUAUCUCGUUGGUUUAUUUGAAGAUACCAAUCUAUGUGCGAUUCACGCCAAACGUGUUACGAUCAUGCCGAAAGACAUUCAGUUGGCUCGUCGUAUUCGUGGAGAAAGAGCUUAAAUUGCUACUUUUUAAAAAUAACAAUCGGCCUUUUUAGGGCCAAAAUUUUGUAUAAUGUGGCAA
Molecule: messenger RNA, 634 nt
Organism: Apis florea (little honeybee)
Lineage: Eukaryota; Metazoa; Arthropoda; Insecta; Hymenoptera; Apidae
Product: histone H3
Cellular component (GO): nucleosome
Molecular function (GO): structural constituent of chromatin; protein heterodimerization activity; DNA binding
Source: RefSeq, a predicted model, not a curated record